AUGUAAAAUGAGAUCAAUUUAAUAAACAGUCCCUUAUUAAAACAUCAUAGAGAAUAAGAACAAAAAGCUUAAAUGAUAGAGAUGCAAGUCUUUAAGAGUUUGUAUUAGAAUGAUUUUGAUAAGCAUUAGAAAAAAGAUGAAAUUUUAGAAAUUGAAUCCAAUAAAUUAUAAUAGAUUUUGGAAGCAAAAGGUUAAUGGAAAACACUACUAAAAGGAUGGAAGAAAGAUGGAAAUAAAUAAUAGUAAAAUGAUGAUAAUUAUUUUGGAUUUUAAUAUAAUAAAUUAUUAGAAAUCUUUGAUCUGAAUUAAAUAAUUAAAGAAGCUUAAAAAAAUUUAACAAAGUAGGAUCAAGAGAAAGACUUGAAGGAAAAAAGAUUGAAAAUUUAAAUUGAUAAAUUAAAUGAAUUGGGGGGUAUUUAUGGUUUAUAGAACUUUUUAAAAACUUGUAUAAAGUAGGGUUUGGAUGAUACAAAUGAUUAUGAUUUGAAGAUGAGAGAGAAAUAUUUUGGUAAGAAUGAGAAACCUCAAAUAGCAAUAAAAAGUGUACUUCAAAUAAUAAUUGAAUAAUUUUAAAAGGAAAGAUUAUUUUAGUUAUUAUUGAUAAUAACAACAAUUAAUUUAAUAAUAUAUUUUGAUGAUAAUGUAUAGGUUUAUACAUUCUACAUAAUAAUGUUAGUUAUAAUGGUUUUAUAUAAGGGAGUGAUAAAGUAAUAGUAUAAUAAAGAAAUAGUGUAACAUUAAAAUGAUAUUAAAGAAAGGAGCAAACAUUUAAUAAAGCGAUGUAAUGUAUUAAGAAAUGGAGAUGAUUCAAUUUAAAUUCAUAAUAGUAAAUUGGUUGUUGGAGACAUUUUGAUAUUUAAGCAAGGAGAUUUCAUAUAAUGUGAUGGUAUAAUAACAAAAUUAUAAAAUUGUAAUGGAAUAGAAGUAUUGUAACCAUUUCCUAAUCUUUUUAACACUCAAGAGGUUAAAAACAUAGAUGAAGUUAAAGAAUAGAAUGUUAUACAUGAUGAAUAGAUAUAACCUAAUUUAGGUUUGUUUGAUAAUUUUAUUUUUGCUGGUUCUCAAAUAAUAAAAGGAUCUGGAUAAUUAUUGGUUUGCAGUGUUGGAUAGAAAUCAUCUGAUUAUAUUCAAUACAAAUAAUCAUUUUUAGAAGACACAAAAACAGAAAAAUAAAGAACAACUUAUUUGAAAUAGAAUUCUAUGUAUAAUCCAUUUGCUUUUAAGAUUGAAUCUUUUAUGAAUAAGAUUGGAAUAUAAUGUAUUAUUAGUCUACUUAUUUUAUUAAUAAUCUUAUUAUUCAGAAAUACUUAUUUAAUUGAUAUUACUUAAAUUCUUUUAUAUUUAUCAUAAUUAUCAAUAAUUACUAUACCAUCUUAAUUACUUUAAUUGAUUAAUUUAUUUAUGAUUUAUGUAAUAAAGAAAUGUAGAUAAAGAAGUAUUUAUAUAUAGGAUUAUUUAUCAUUGUAUUGGCUUGGGUAGGUGAAUGAAAUGAUUAUUGAUAAAAUAGAUGAUAAAGUGACAAUGUUUAGUAAAUCAUAAAUAAAUAUUAGAUAUUUUACUCAAUUAUAAUUAGAAGAUGCAUAAAAAAUAGCAAUUCAAACAGAUCUUUUGAAAGAAGAUGAAGUAAAUGAUAAAUGUAUAGAAGGAAGUUUUUUAAAUAGUAGUUUUGAAUAGAAAAAUAAAUUUAUGUUUUUAAGUAGAAGACUUGUUUGUCCAACUUUAGAUCAUUUAAAAUUAGAAAGAAUUUAAUCAAGUAAGACAUUAGAAUGGUUAGAAUAAUAGAAAUAAAAAUUUUAAUUCUAAGGAAUUGUUGAUUAAUAAAAACUUUAUGAAGAAAUUAAAAAUAAAAAUAUUAUAAUUGGAGGGAAUGCUGAUAGAAAAGAGUAAUUGAUAAAUUUACUUAAACUAUAUGAUAAAAUUAUAUUUAUCAAAGGAGAAGAAAAUGAUGGGAAAGCUAUGGAAAUGGCACAUGUUAGUAUUGGACCACAUGAAUCCAGAUCAUGCAUUAAAUUAUUUAAUCAUUUAGAAUAAAGUGAUAAGAGUUACAUUUCAUCAAUGUAUGAAUCCUUAAGUUAAGGAAGAGCUGUUUAUUUUUAUAUUUUAUCUUACUCUUAUGCAUUGGCUUGUACAUCAUAAACCAUUAUGAUAUUUGCAAUCUCAUCAGCAAUUUUAUCUGACAAUAUAUUUAUUAUGCCUAUUCCAACUUUCAUCAUCUUCUAUCUCACUUUGAAUCAUUUUUCUUAUUAGAUUUAAAAAUAAUGCAAUUAAGAUGUUUAAACUUACGUUAUGCAUCGUAGUCCCUAUACUAAAUAAGGUAGAAUUAUUGAUAGACAUACAAUGAGGAAACUAUAUAAAUUACAUUCUAUUUUAAUUGUUGAAUUGUUAAUUGCUUAUUACUAUGGAUAUUUUAAAUCUGUUUAAGAUGUCUACAUAGGAUUAUUAUUUAGUAAACAUGUUUUUAUAAUGGUUAGACCUAUUAAAUAGGUAUUAUAAUAAAUUGAAGGUAUAAUAUAUGGUUUAUUAAUCAAUCUAAUCAAUUAAUUUAUAACUUAGUCAAAUUAAGAUUAUCAAAGUAUCUCAAUACUCUUAAGAAACUAUUCAAUUGGUUUAAUUGUUGUAGCAUUUAAUUUAUUUGUUGGUUAUAGGUGA
Paramecium pentaurelia is the source of this 2649-nucleotide messenger RNA. Lineage: Eukaryota; Ciliophora; Oligohymenophorea; Peniculida; Parameciidae. The record is from the annotation of a GenBank genome assembly.